Messenger RNA from Diutina rugosa, 1077 nucleotides. It is a transcript of the gene MNN10, whose product is annotated as alpha-1,6-mannosyltransferase. Gene Ontology annotation, cellular component: Golgi membrane. Gene Ontology annotation, molecular function: glycosyltransferase activity. The record is from RefSeq and is a predicted model, not a curated record. Gene Ontology annotation, biological process: protein N-linked glycosylation. Bases 1 to 1077 code for a protein of 358 amino acids. The transcript has a single exon. Lineage: Eukaryota; Fungi; Ascomycota; Pichiomycetes; Serinales; Debaryomycetaceae.
AUGAGUCUACGAGGGUACUCACUUCCCCUUUCCAACGAUGACGCCCAAGCCAAACGGGAUGAUGACUACGACAGCAAACUCAAGCCUAAGAGUCGUUAUGGGGCAUCGCUGGGGUUCUUGAACACAUUGCGUGCGGCUCAACAUAAGUUGAUCUACUUGGCUAGCCGAUACAAGUUGAUUACGCUCGCGGUGAUCCUCUUGGUAUUCUUGCUGCAAUUCACCUCGCUCGAAGUACCUUUCCUCCCGUCACUCUUCAAGUCGAAUGACCCCAAAGUGGUGAUUAUUUUGGCUGCCAACGAAGGAGGUGGGGUUCUUAAAUGGAAACUGCCCCAAGAGUGGCUGGUAGAGCGGUCUCUGAUUGCCAACAAGAAACAGUACGCCAAGAAACAUGGAUAUGCCCUUACUAUCAAGGACAUGACGAUAAAGAAGCGUUACUCGCAUGAGUGGCGUGAACUGUGGGAGAAAGUGGACAUCUUGAAGCAAACUAUGCGGCAGUACCCCAAAACGGAGUGGUUUUGGUGGUUGGAUUUGCACACGUAUAUUAUGGAGCCUCAAAUUUCUCUUGAAGCCCACUUUCUCAACAACUUAGAGAACCUGACCUAUCGGUCCCUUGAAACGUUCAACCCAUUGCUGUUGCCGGUGGAUACCCCAUACACUGACUACACAUCUCCAAUUGACUUAAUCAUUACCCAAGACUGCGGCGGUUUCAACUUAGGCUCAUUUCUUAUGAGACGCCUGGAUUGGAGUGAAAUGUUGUUAGACAUGUGGUGGGAUCCGGCCAUGUAUGAGCAGAUGCAUAUGAAAUGGGAACACAAAGAGCAGGAUGCUUUGGAAACGUUAUACACCACGCAACCCUGGAUUCGGGAGCGUGUCGGGUUUUUGCCAUUGCGCAAAAUUAACGCCUUCCCUCCGGGUGCUUGUUCCGAACAAGCUGACGACCCUCAAUUCUUUUUCAAGAAUAAUGACUUUGUUGUUAAUAUGGCUGGCUGUGAGUAUGGACGUGACUGCUGGAAGGAAAUGGAGCACUACAAGGCUUUGUCGAAGCUGCUCCACAAGCCAUGGUGGAAAUUAUGGUAG